This is a messenger RNA of Nilaparvata lugens (brown planthopper), 2444 nucleotides long. RefSeq names its product kinesin-like protein KIF3B. Gene Ontology annotation, molecular function: microtubule motor activity; ATP binding; microtubule binding. NCBI's taxonomy places the organism in Eukaryota, Metazoa, Arthropoda, Insecta, Hemiptera, Delphacidae. The transcript is spliced from 2 exons. Gene Ontology annotation, biological process: microtubule-based movement. The record is from RefSeq and is a predicted model, not a curated record. The coding region runs from base 234 to 1799 and encodes 521 amino acids.
CUACUGAUUUUUAUAAAUAAACUUAUAAAAUAUUUGAGCGGAAUGAGAAUCAUAUGAAAUCAGUUGGUAAAUUUGUUUCUGUUUAAUCUAGUCUAAAAUAUUAAUGUUUUAACCUUUUAUUUGAUUAUUAGCUUAUAUUUCAAGAUUUCAAUACAAUAAUUUUAAUAAAAUUUUUAACUUGUAAAGAGAAAUUUCAAAUAUUGCAUUUGUUUGGAACUGGAAAUAAAAUAAAAAUGCUUCCUGUUGAUAAGAAUUUAAUGAAAACAAAAUCCGAGCCUAUACGAGUUAUAGUUCGCUGCAGGCCGAUGAGUUCCAAUGAAAAGCAGUCAGGCUAUUCAAAAAUUGUCAACGUUCAGCCAUCAAAUCGCUCAGUUCAAGUUUACGAUUCUUCAACAGACAAAGCGGCCAGACUGUUUGAAUUUGACGCAGUCUACGACACCAUCUCCUCCCAGGAGGAUCUCUACUCAGAAUCUGUUCUGAAUAUAAUCGACUCCGUGAUGAGAGGCUAUAACGCAACCAUAUUUGCUUACGGACAAACAGGUUCAGGAAAAACGUUUACCAUGGAGGGUAGUCGAGAUUUGAAAGGGAUAAUACCGAGGUCUUUUGAACAGAUAUUUUCCCAUGUGGACAGGUCUACAGAUUGUGAUUUUUCGGUGAUAGCGACGUAUGUUGAGAUUUACAAUGAAGAGGUCAGAGAUCUCCUCGAUUACAAUAAAUCUAGGCAGUUGUGUAAAUUGAGAGAGGAUACAGAGACAGGUGUUUUUGUGAAGAACCUGAGCAGAUCGAUUUGUAAAAGUGUGAGGGAUCUGGAGAGAGUAAUGAAGGUUGGCAAUCAAAACCGACAGACUGGAUUCACCCACAUGAAUGAGCACAGCUCAAGGUCGCAUGCGAUUCUAACAAUAACGGUGGAGGCUCGAAGGUUCGAUGCGAAGAAAAUUAGAACCGGAAAACUGAAUUUGGUUGAUUUGGCGGGCAGUGAGCGACAGUCGAAAACAAACUCAACGGAUGAACGACUGAAAGAGGCCAGCAAAAUCAACCUUUCUUUGUCCGCACUGGGCAACGUUAUUUCAGCAUUAGGCAAGAAACAGCGUCACAUACCGUAUCGAGACUCAAAACUCACCAGACUGUUGCAAGACUCUCUGGGAGGAAACUCUAGAACACUAAUGAUUGCCAACAUUGGUCCAGCCAGUUACAACUAUGAAGAGACACUGAUGACGCUGCGAUAUGCUAACAGAGCCAAACGAAUCACAAACAGACCGUCAGUGAAUGAGAGCGAUAAAGACACUAUGAUAAAGUAUUGCGAAGAAGAAAUACGCAGACUCAAAUGUAUGAUAGCUGAGAAAAAGAUGAAAGCAAAAAGAGGGAUGGAAAAGUAUGGACAGAGCUUUGAAUCGGUCUCCUACGAAAACGGAGAAAGAGAUUACACACUUGAGAACAAGAUUAACAUUGACGAUUGUUCAAAUGAAGAUGACAAUCCAGGAUAUGAAUUUUCCGACAAAGAAGUAGAAAAUAUUGAACGUAUCUUGAAUAAAACGUUCACAAUAAAUGACAAUAAUUUGAACAGCCUAGUACAAACAAAUAAUAAACACAAUAAUCAUUUUCCAAAGAAAGCUAAAAAUUUCGAGAUUAUAUCACAGAAAGAGAAUAUUGAUAACAAGAAUUUGUUGAGACAUAUUGAGCAUCUAAAUCAAAUUUCCGAAGCAAAAAGAACCGAGAUUGAGAAAGCUGCAGAGAUGGAGCUGGAGUUGAAAAAAGAAUUUCAAAACAAGAUAAAAAUAAUGAGGAGUUGGCAACACUGAGAAGACGACUCCAGAAGAAAGUGGACUUGGAGAAGUGCUUACUGAGGGAGUACCAACACAAGCUAAAGUGUACAAAGUUACGAACCCAAGAGAUCAUUGACGAGUUCAAUGUCGACCGAAGGUCUUUGAAUGAGAUCCGAGAAGAGCUACAAAAAGCAUGUAGAUUGAAUAAACUUAUAAUUGAAAAUUUCAUACCACCACAGAAAGUUGCCGGGGUUUCUUUCAACUCCAAUGAGGACUGCAAAAGUAUCCUAAGCAAAAAUAACAUUGAAAUUCAAAAAAACGAAGAGCUUAUGGUACAAAAUAUAAUUUCUAGAAAUCGUGACUGGUGUAGAGAGAACGAAGUACUCUAUCUGCAGCCAAUAGAUUAUAAUGCUGACAAUAAUAACUAUUUCACCUACUAUGCAGCCAGGCCAUUACUCAAGAAGAUGCUAAUUAGCAUGGAAAAACAGAUAGGAGGUCACAAUUCAGUGAGAGAAAACAUUCGAAACACCAUCAUUGAAGAAUCAAUUUCGACUUCUCAAUCUAAGCCCAGCAAUAAUAUAAUCUAUCCUAAACCAAGAGGUUUAGUUCCAAGAUGAAGCAAAGAUCCCAAAUCAAUUCAUUUUAGAAUAUUUUCCAAAUUUCAUCAUAAGAACAUCUUUG